Messenger RNA from Seminavis robusta, 1777 nucleotides. The record is from the annotation of a GenBank genome assembly. Lineage: Eukaryota; Bacillariophyta; Bacillariophyceae; Naviculales; Naviculaceae.
CUGUGCGCGUCAAUAAGAUAGACAAUGCCACCAUCCAGAACCCGAAGUAACAAUAGUGGCAGCAACGGCAAUGUGGCGACGGGCAAGAAUUUGGUCCGAGCCAUGCUGUUGCUGGGAGUGGCAUCGCUAGCGAUCAACUUUCGCUAUUACUCUAAAAUCCGAGGCGCCAUUGUGGGACCUUCCGACGAAUCGUUCGAUAGCAGCGACAGUAGUAGUACUGUGAUUGGUGGUGGUGGUAGCAGCCUCAUUAGCAAAGGCAUGGGAAUGUCUGUGUUGUCCUCUUCUGUCCGAAAAAGUGAAAAUGCUGACACGAAGGGCCAUCGAAAAGGCAAAAAGCCAAAAAAGACGUUUGAUGGGGAGCUCGCGGGAGGCCAACUGAUCAAAAAGGACAAGAAGGGAAAUACUGUGGUAAAGGUCAUUACGGCUCUCAAUAAAGAGGAUUUGGGUGAUGCUGCUGGAGACGAUGACAAUACACAAGGCGACAUGACACUGGAAGAAGCGAUCAAGGGAAGAGAACCGAUCAUUCGAGUGUUGAAGGAAGCUGGCAUUCAGGAUUUUGAUGCCGCCACGGUCGCCAAAUUACCCAUGUGGGAACAGGUGGAAAAACUCUAUGGCAAAGGACCCGUCGUCUAUGGCUUGGAUACCUGCGAAGCAUUUCGAAACAGUGUCCCACCCGAAGACGCCUCCUUGGCAUCCUCGGGAAUAUUCAAUUCUGGAACAAACACACUCGCCAUGUACAUGAAUGCCAAUUGUAUCAUGCCAGAAAACAAAAAAGAAAGAUACGGAGGUAUGAGAUGGCAAGUGCCAUGGGGAAAACACAUGGUAGCCAAACGAAAAUGGACCAACACUGUCAAGUCGGAUCGAAAAGUCAACAAAACCACAGUCAUGCCCAUUGUGGCCAUUCGAGAUCCCUACAGUUGGAUGCAGAGUUUGUGCCGACAUCCAUAUGCCACCAAAUGGCACCAUACGGCCAAACAUUGUCCCAACUUGGUCCCCAAUCAGGACGAUCUCGAUCUCUUCCCCUAUCUCGAAAACACCGUUCCCGCUCGAAUCGAUUAUCCCGAACGGGCAGAACAUUGGGAUUCCUUGGUGCAUCUGUACAACGAUUGGUACGGUCAAUACUUUCGGGCCGAUUAUCCAAGGCUCAUGGUACGAUUUGAAGAUUUGCUGUUCAACGUCCAUGAAAUGGUCGAAACAGUAUGUACGUGUGUGGGAGGGGUACCCAGAGAAAAACAGUUUGCCUACGUCGUCGAUUCAGGAAAGUUCGGUCCGGGUCAUCCCGAAAAAGGUGCCUCGCAACACACCAACUUGAUUGGUGCCAUGGUCAAGUACGGGACGGACAAAUUGCGGUUCAAGGGCAUGACAGACGAGGACCUCUUGUUUGCUCAUGAAAACUUGGAUCCAGAGUUGAUGGCGGCAUUUCAGUACGAAGUGCCUCCACCGCCAUAGACUGAUGACAAGUAGUACAAGCAAGAGAGAAGGCAACAACGCAAGCCAUCAAUCUAUCUGCCACUGUACGACUAGUAGCACUACUACACAUCUACAAUCCACAACUGGGCAGUCUCCGUCUUUCCACGGACUCGAUUCUUUCAAUCAAUUAAGCCUCUGACAACUCUGCUCUCUUUUCCUGGAGAGCCAGCACACAACUCUGCUAUCCUCACGAUUUUGAACUUCUUCAGUCUACACUAGCACAACAUUCUACUAGUAUAUUCGAUUAGGACUUGUUGGGUCGAGGUACCAUUCAAAGGACCGUGCGCUGGAGAGAACCUGCUUGCGU